AUGAGCAUCGUCAAAUUGGCAGACUUGGUUAGGGACAAUGAGCAAGUGUUCUAUGCAUUCUUGACAAUCCAUCAGUACAACAAUGAAGAAACAAUCCUUGGAAAAUGUCAUCUGCAACUCGACAAAGAUCAAACAGAAGAGUUUACGAUUGACAUUAGAAAACCCUCAGGUGCCCAGCUGUUCGGACUCACGGGAAAAGCAGCUACGCUAUCCGCAAGAAUCGUGCAAACUCUUGACUUCGGGUCGCCGAUCGCAGUGAGGGAUGCAAGUGCCAGCGGAGAAAGGAUAAGAAAUCACCAGGCCAUGAUAUGGCUGGGUGGGAAUUCUACGACCAACUCAAGCUCGAUCCAAGACUCCAUGAGUAACGCGUGGAACACUCCAAUGACGUAUGAGAUGAAAGGUGCAAUGUGUUGA
This is a messenger RNA of Guillardia theta CCMP2712, 414 nucleotides long. RefSeq lists its product as hypothetical. The coding region runs from base 1 to 414 and encodes 137 amino acids. Lineage: Eukaryota; Cryptophyceae; Pyrenomonadales; Geminigeraceae. The record is from RefSeq and is a predicted model, not a curated record. The transcript has a single exon.